Lucilia sericata (common green bottle fly) is the source of this 1758-nucleotide messenger RNA. Its product is annotated as tigger transposable element-derived protein 6-like. The record is from RefSeq and is a predicted model, not a curated record. Gene Ontology annotation, molecular function: DNA binding. The transcript is spliced from 2 exons. NCBI's taxonomy places the organism in Eukaryota, Metazoa, Arthropoda, Insecta, Diptera, Calliphoridae. Gene Ontology annotation, cellular component: nucleus. Bases 10 to 1461 code for a protein of 483 amino acids.
CAAGAAGUAAUGAAAAAAAAAUCAAAUCUAAAAGUGAUCAGAAAUCUAAUGUUAAUAAAAAUGAGUGCAGCAAGAAAACACACAAGUUUAAACAUAAAACAAAAAUUAAAUGUAAUUUCUGACUAUAAAAAAUAUGACAAAGAAGAACUUUGUACAAAAUAUAAGUGCUGCAGGGCCACAAUAAAUAGAAUUUUAAAAAAUAAAACUUCACUAAUAGAAAAAUCAAAGACUGUCAACGGGUCCACCAAAAGGGAUCGAAGUGGAGCAUGUGCAAAAGUAGAAAAGGCCCUUUUAUUUUGGUUCAAUCAAAUACGAGAAUCGGGUGCCGUGAUUUCACGCAAUAUGUUAUUAGAAAAGUCAAAACAAUUUGCUGUUGAGAUGAAUGAAGACUUUAGGCCCACACAUGGUUGGCUUCACAGAUGGCAAAAAAGAGUAGGCAUUACUCUAAAAAAAAUUCAUGGUGAAGGUGCGUCUGCAGACAAUGAUGCUGCAAAUGCUUUCUGUGAAUCUGUUUUGCCAGACUUAAUUUCCAAAUAUCAGCCAUCAGAAAUAUUCAACGCUGAUGAAAGCGGCAUUUUUUAUAAAGCUUUACCAAAAUCAACAUUGACAAAAAAAGGUGAUCAAAAACGAGGAUUUAAAAAUUCUAAAGAACGACUGACAUUGCUUUUUAUUUGUAAUGCAACCGGUGACUACAAAAAAGCAAUUGUCAUUGGAAAGUCAAAAAAUCCAAGAUGCUUUAGAAACAAAUCAUUACCUCUGAAAUAUUAUUCUCAAAACAAAGCUUGGAUGACGCAAAGUUUAUGGCAAGAGAUUUUGUGUUCGCUUGAUGAUGAAAUGGGGAAACAAGGACGUAAAAUAAAAUUAUUUGUAGACAAUGCAGCUUGUCAUAAGACAUCAGCAGUGUUUCAAAAUAUUGAUCUACAGUUUUUACCAGCAAACACAACAUCAAUAAUACAACCGCUAGAUCAGGGUGUUAUUCACUGUUUUAAGUGUUAUUACAGACAAAAUUUGCUACGUAAACAAAUUUCUGCAGUGGAAAACGGAAAAACGAUUGCUGAUUUUAUGAAAAGUUUCAACAUUUUUAAUGCAAUGCACGUUAUACAAAAUUCUUGGUGGCUAGUUAAACCGACGACAAUAAAUAACUGCUUUAAAAAGUCAAGAAUUUUUCCUUCUACUGAGCCUACUGAAUUGGAACAUGAAGUAUGUCUUGAUGUGGAACAAGAAUCAGCUGAUUUUGAAAAUUACGUCCGCUGCGAUGAUAACAUACCAUGCUAUGGACAACUUACUGAUCAAGAAAUAAUUAAUGAAAUUUGUCAAGAAUUAACAUCAGACAAUUCUUCUGAUGAAGAAAAUGAAGAUGUUGUUAACAAUCCUCCUUCAAGUAAAGAAGUUCUGUGUUCUAUUAAUAUCCUUCGGGAUUUUUUUUUUGCCAAAGAAUCUUUAUUCACAAGAACUGGAUAAUAUGGAAAACUAUAUAAUCGAAAACUGUUACAAACAACAAAUUCAAACCUUAAUAACUGAUUUUUUUAAAUAUAAAUAUUAAUUAACAUGUACUUUUUUUAGUACAGCUUUAAAGUAUCAUUUAUGGUAUUAACUUUUAAAUUUCAUUCCUUAUACAUAUAGAUCUCAUUUUUAUGUGAAGUUAAUUUAAUUUUUUCCUUUUAUUUACUUUUUGUUAUUGUUUAUUUUAAGAAGUUAUUGUUAUAAACAUUGUUUCUAAUAAAUGAAUUAAAGAUUUAAAACUGGUACAAUGUAAAA